AAUAUUAACGUAUAUUUGCAAUUGUCGUUUGCUUUUGUUUAGUUUUCGACAAACAUACUUGAGAUUCCUAGUCAACCAUGACUUUUGGGAGAAUAAGUCCAAUAUUUUGUGUUUUUGUGUUAUUUCUGUAUACGGCAUUUUGUAAUCCAAUGGUUUCCAUGUCGCUACUUGAUGAUACAAAAGCUCCGCUUGUAGCCAAUCUAGACAUGUCAAACAUUAAAUCUUACAUCGAUACUGAAAUAGAUAAACUAGAACAAAAAUUAAAUGAAACAUUUUGGAAGAAUGUUGGUACGUUGAUAUCAAAUGACAAAGACUACAAUAUGAAAUUUGAGGAUCUGGAAAACAAAAUUCAAACUUCACGAAAAACACACAUAAUUAAAGAUUGCAUGGACGUAGCAAGAGGAACUAGUGGUGUAUACAGGAUAUAUCCACAGGGAGGGACAGGCUACAAUGUUUACUGUGACAUGGAAACGGACGGUGGAGGAUGGCUGGUUGUUCAAAGACGCUUUAACGGAGAAGUCAAUUUUGAAGAUAAACUUUGGGACGAUUACAAAAAUGGAUUUGGAGAUGUUGCACAAGAGCAUUGGCUAGGUAACGAACGUUUACAUCAUUUGACCUCUACUGAUCAAUAUGAACUGCGGAUCGAUUUACUUCAUGAUGAAUUGAAGAAAUUUACAGUUUUUGCAAAAUAUAAACAGUUUUCAGUUGGAAAUGAAGAUUCAAAGUAUGCUUUAACUAUUGGCAACUUCACUGGAAAUAAAGUGCCGUCAAUAAUUACAAUGAAUGGUCUACAAGAUUUUUUUGAAAGACAAACAAAGUUUACAACUCCAGACAUUGACAACAUUGAUAACAGUUCGCUAAAUUGUGCUGAUAGCGAAUACUUCGAACAAAAACGAGGAGGAUGGUGGUUUCUUCCCAAAUGUGAGACUUCAUAUUUGAAUGGUCAAUACCGAAACGGUAUGAGAUGGUCCUAUAUGCUGUUUUACAAUAGACAUGCGUGGUUAAUGAGAGAAAGCCGAAUGAUGAUUCGACGCUUGUGAUCAGUAAAUCAUGAUUUGUUUUAAUUUAGCUGAAUAUAUUAAGGAUGUUCGCUAUUAUUGUUUUGGGAUUUUUGUCAGAUUUUCUGAAUACUCUUGUUUUAUCCAUUUGAAUGCCUUAAAAAAAUUUGCCCAUUGACCUCCAUAUUUUUAAUAAAUCUUUUAUAUGUAUAAUUAUAAGUCAUCUGUAAUAGUCUUUUAAAAUCUUUAUUAUUUUUUAAUAGUUUUUGAGAACUUAACUUGCCAAUGAUAAAGCAAUGAAAAAUCAAAAGAGAACAUUUUCCCGCCAAUAUUUCAAAGGCUAAUAUCUCGAAAACAAGCACACGGACCUAUAUAUUUUUUUCGCUCUUUUGGUUCCUAUAUUAAUCCCCUAUCAAUAUAUUAUAAUGUUAUGAAAAGCUUGUUAUUUUGAAACUGAGUAGCGAACUUUCUUAAUUAGUGUGUAAAGGCAAUUCAAGGCAUGGCAUUUUAUAUUUGAUGUAUAUUUUGUUAUGUUAUUGUACAAUGUAAAAUCAAUAUAUAAUUAUAUAGAAUUAUCGUUCUUAUAUGUUAAACAUCUUCUCUCAAUCAUAAAAUGGUGAACUAGAGCUGUAAAUCUGUCAUCUGAUGUUGUUAUUACUUAUUAACAAACAUAUGCUUAAAAAACAGUAAAGAUGAUAAUACACAAUGUGUCUAGUUUCUGAUAUUAACAGGAAUAAAUUGAUUUGUAUCCCUAAUUAUUAAAACGGGUGAAGGGAAGUUUGUCCUGUACCAAGUCAGGAAAAUGGCCAUUGUUAUAUUAUAGUUCGUUUCUGUGUGUGUUACAUUUUAAUGUUGUGUUUUUGUUGUGUCGUUGUUCUCCUCUUAUAUUUGAUGCGUUUCCCUCAGUUUUAGUUUGUAACCCGGAUUUGUUUUUAUCUCUAUCGAUUUAUGAGUUUCGAACAGCGGUAUACUACUGUUACCUUUAUUUGUGAUGUUAUAUUUCCCUACUUAUCAAAAAUUAAUUGAAAUUUUGAAUAAUCUUUCUAUAAUUUUUAUUUUGUAUUACAUAUAUAUAUUUGUAAUUAAAUAAAUAUUCACAUUCAUAAA
Messenger RNA from Mytilus californianus (California mussel), 2105 nucleotides. Its product is annotated as fibrinogen-like protein A. The record is from RefSeq and is a predicted model, not a curated record. Lineage: Eukaryota; Metazoa; Mollusca; Bivalvia; Mytilida; Mytilidae. The coding region runs from base 78 to 1040 and encodes 320 amino acids. The transcript has 5 exons.